Molecule: messenger RNA, 2204 nt
Organism: Lindgomyces ingoldianus
Lineage: Eukaryota; Fungi; Ascomycota; Dothideomycetes; Pleosporales; Lindgomycetaceae
Exons: 3
Coding region: 153-2144 (663 amino acids)
Source: RefSeq, a predicted model, not a curated record
UGAAACACAUGCGCACUUCUGUCGCGAGAAGGUCUCUAGAAGCUGUGCCGGUCCAGGUGUAGCGCUUGUUUGGAUUGGAGUUUGCUUGUAUUAUUGCCUUUCGGCGCGGGCAUCUUUCGUAGUCUUCGAACACCUCGACUGAAGGCCGUAUCAUGGUUCUGCCCAUUAUCAUUGCCGUUGUUGCGGCCCCCGGUCUUCUCGGAACCCAGGAAGCUAUUCGCCAGUCUCAAGCAAAGGAGAAGCGGGAAGAACAUCGAGCGCGUCGAUGCAAUCUCAUUGCAACCUGCGUGAAAUCUUCCCUGCGAAGUCGAGAGAUCAAUGGUCGUCCAAUUGUUCUGAAAAAUGGCAAGCUUUAUAUCGAUACAGGAACAAGCGAUGGGGAGUCAUUCGGUCACCCGUACGCUGGCUAUUACCUUCCGUAUCCCGAUGAAAAAUAUGAGGGGCUAGUGACCACCAUCACUGACGAAGCCCCUAUCAUGAAUUGGGUGUAUGUGGACAAGGAAACAUACGAAUUGAAAUACGGCGUCCGGGUGAAUGCCCAGCCAAAUUUUACAGGCCCAUUCGACUGUACCCGUCAAGACCGACGUUUGACUUUCGAUGGAUGGGAAGGAUGGUGCGCCGUCGAAGAGUUUCCAACCAUCUGGUCCUUAUACUUUGACAAAGACGACGAUGGCCUUCGCUCUAAGGUUGCGGAGGGAACUCGAGUUCUUGAAGUUGAGCUUAUGCGGAAGGAAAAGAAAUGGGUGAAAGAAAUUGACGCGAGGCAACAAGACCAAACAACGAAACGGGCCGUUGACGUAAAGGAAGAUGCUCCAAUGGACAAGCCAAUAACAGAAGAACCACAAUUGGACCCUCCUGGGGUGGGGGUUUCCUUACCGGAGCCAUUGAAGAUUCCAAAAUCGAUAUUUGCAAAAGCGCCACCAUCGCCAGAGCCAGUACCGCCGCCAAAGACACCUCCACCAGAAACUCCUCCUUCAGCAGGGCCUGCGACCUCAACGCCUUCGCCUUCUAGCGACCCCCCGGGAAGGUUGAACAGAAAACGAGGCUCACGAGCCUUGGCCCAAGCACAGAUGUUCGAGCAAAUGGGCCAGAAAUCAACCCCUUUACCGCCUAAAAAUGGGAAGCUGCCAAUACGCCGCACCAGUGGUGCGUCAGACAUAUCCGAAUCAGGAACGAAUGGCAAUGCUCCGGUGCCAUACUCUACUCGUCCCGAUUCCUCCAUUCUGACACCAUCGGCCCCUGCCCCGGCAGCCAGACAAGAACCGGAGCCGAAAGCCCUAACCUCAGAUCCAGCGAUCUUCGGAGGCAUGCUAGGGGGUGCCCCAGGUCGACCUCCCCAACCGAACAGGUUGAGAUAUGAUCCCAAUUCUAACAAUCAGUAUCCACUUCGCCGUAAAGAUUCAGCCCUAACUGAUAACGAGCCACCUCAGGCCCCUCUUCCACGUGUACCGACCUCACCCACUAAACGCCGCCCCAUUUCCCCUAACAAGGGUGUCCCACCUCUCCCACGUUUCCCCGCUUCAUCGGGUGCAAGACGGCCAAUCUCCCCUGAGAAAAAUCGGGCAGUAUCUCCCGAGAAACGCAGACUUUUCAUGCCGAAAGACUCGCAGAAGGCUACCCCCAAGAGCACUCCAAAGAAUCAACCAAACAAGCUCACGAAGAGGUCCCCUACCUCUCCUACUGAUCGACGACCCUCCACAUCCUCCAAAGAUGGCGAUUCAAAAUCCUCUCCGAGGCCUCUUGCCCGGACCGCUACAGCUCCCCCACGUGUUUCAAUGGCAAACACCAUGACCACUGGCGAGAAAGGUUCAAUGCAUCGCAGCAUGGCCUCUAGUGGUGGCUCUGAGCCAUCAUCUGCUGAUCGACCCUCGUAUGAGAGGACAACUUCAAAUCUGUACCGGGAACUGGACGACAUACUCAAGCCAGGACAGAGUACUGGUAGAGCUAGGGGUGCAACGGUGCCUAGUAACUCUCAGGGAAAUGGCAGGGUUGAAAGACCAGUCCCGCCGAACAGGCCAUCCACAUCUAAAGAGGCCGCCAAAACCACCAACAUACCGAGGUCCCCUCUUCAAAGGAUGUUUUCUAUUGCGAGAACGGCGUCAGCAAGGAAAAAGGAGGAUCGGAAGUCAGGAGAGCCAAUAUGAGGAUGUUUCGCAGCUAAUAAUUUUCAUUUAAUCAUGUACUCGUUUAGGCAAAGAAUGAUG